Hypoxylon fragiforme is the source of this 3571-nucleotide messenger RNA. Its product is annotated as Spc98 family-domain-containing protein. The coding region runs from base 225 to 3002 and encodes 925 amino acids. Gene Ontology annotation, cellular component: spindle pole; equatorial microtubule organizing center; gamma-tubulin small complex. Gene Ontology annotation, molecular function: gamma-tubulin binding; microtubule minus-end binding. Gene Ontology annotation, biological process: cytoplasmic microtubule organization; microtubule nucleation; mitotic cell cycle. The record is from RefSeq and is a predicted model, not a curated record. NCBI's taxonomy places the organism in Eukaryota, Fungi, Ascomycota, Sordariomycetes, Xylariales, Hypoxylaceae. The transcript is spliced from 3 exons.
UAGCUGCAUACCCAGGUUAGGUACAUACUACUAGUAAUAACCUUAACAUUUUAACUUCGUCAGGUACAUAUCAUUACCCAUCUAUACGUACGUAUUCUUGGAAUACUGAACAUCAGAUUGUAUUCUCCAUUCUCCAUCCUAAAUCCAUACAAACAACAACCAUCCAACCCACAUCUCAUGAUAUCGCUCCUAUCAGGCGUUCCCAAUGUCGCCGCCCCGUGACCAUGUCCUCAAGAGUCUCCAAUUAUCCAGAGAGGCGCACAAACGGUACCAGCGAUAAUGAUAGCAACCCGCGACCCCGCGCCGCCGCUGGUGCUGCUGGUGCCAGUGGACAGUCUUCUUCAAGAAGUUCCCAGCAAGAUCAGCGAUCUACUCGCUCUCCACAAGGUUCUUUUACCAAUCCUGCUCACAAACGCACUGCAUCAGGGAAUCCCCGACCGGCUAGCAAGAACAUCGAAGAGCGAAGGACUGAGCGCAUGACUAUCACCACGAAAGAGAAGUUAAUGUCGCGUACUCGAAGUGCUGAGAGACGGUCCAAGGAUGCGCCCCCUCCAGAAAAGUGGCGGCCGAAAGAACCCCCUAAACGUCGCCAGUCCGAAACUAAGCCCAAGGAAACGACGAAACCUGACGCGCCGCCUGCAGUAUGGGAUCCAAUAGUUAAUUUAACACCUCACACGUCUGCACCUCUCGCGAUUCGUGUAACGAUACCUCCUUCGGCGUCGACAGCACCACCCAACCUCCAGCCCCAGCCCCUUCACGAGCUAUCCCUUGAAGCCCAGGAGGCGGCCAUAAUUGAGGAUUUAUUAUUUGUUUUUAUGGGAUAUGAGGGCCAGUAUAUUCGAUAUGCCUACUCGUAUGACCCCAAUGAGGAAAGGGACCGGCUGGCCGGUCCUGAAUUCAAGAUACUUCCAGGACUCGACCCUAGUCUACAGGACCUAACCGUGUCCAUGCUAAAGAUGGCUACGCACUACUCAGCUCUCGAAACCUUUGUUGAUGUACAAAGCAGGGAAGAAUUCGGUGCCGUUAACCAUGCUCUAUGUGCCGCCAUCAGAAAGCUUUUGCAUGAUUAUCUAGUCAUGGUCGCUCAACUUGAGACUCAGUUCUUGACAAAUGAUACCUUCACUUUACAUCUCCUCAAUGUCCAUACACUUCCCACGAGUCAGAUGAUGUUCCAGCUUUAUUCCUUGGCUCACGAAUUUCUGAAGAGAAAUGCCCUUUUGGACGACGAGAGCGAGGAGGACUCGGAUCCCGAUGAUAUCGACAACAUCCUAGAGAACCUGAAACGCGGUGGAGACCUUGUUCCAGGAAAUAUGACAGGGAAAAAGGUCUGCAAGGGCGGCGUGGUCAUAGGACUAAUCAGUAAAAGAUUGGAAGACAUGUCAGGGGAUCCUGCUGCCAGAUCGCUGCUAACAUCUCUACUACGGGAUGCGAGCCGGCCAUACAUGGCAAUGCUGAAUGAAUGGUUGCACCAUGGCGAAAUUAGGGACCCCCAUUCCGAAUUUCUUAUCAAGGAGCAGAAAAGUAUCAAGCGAGAUAGGUUGGAACAAGACUACACCGACGACUAUUGGGAAAGGAGAUAUACCAUUCGAGAACACGGCAUACCUCCACAGUUACAGGGCGUCAAAGACAAGGUUCUACUCGCAGGAAAAUAUCUCAACGUUGUGCGGGAAUGUGGAGGAGUUGAUGUUAGCAAGGUCGCCCAAGACGUUCCCAAAUCCUUUGAUGAUCUACGAUUCCUCGACAACGUCAACAACGCCUACGCUCACGCAAACGAGUCGCUUAUGAAGUUGCUUUUGACCACCCAUGCUCUUCCCGCAAGGCUACGAUCCUUGAAGCAUUACUUUUUCCUGGAUCCAUCCGACUAUUUUACCUAUUUUAUGGAACUCGGUGCGUCGGAAUUGCGAAAACCAGUGAAGUCUGUUAAUAUCGUCAAGCUGCAGUCGCUACUCGAUCUCGUGCUACGCCAACCAGGGAGUAUUGUAUCGAUGGACCCCUUUAAAGAGGACGUUCAUGUUGAGAUGAACGAAGUCAGUCUCAUCAAGAUGUUGCAGCGCGUCGUCAAUAUCACGGGUAUUGAGCCAGGAGAGGCGCUACAACCCCUUAACAAUCAACCCAUCGAGAACGAUAAGAAUGCCGUCGGGUUUACGUCGUUGCAACUCGAUUACAAUGUACCAUUUCCUGUGUCCUUAGUGAUCAGCCGAAAAACAGUGUGGCGAUACCAAGCAUUAUUUCGAUAUCUUCUAUCACUAAGAUAUCUCGAGUCACAACUAUCGACUACAUGGCAAACCCACAACACCGGUGUUGUCUGGUGUCACAAGUCAUCGGUAAGGCGUCUUGAGAUCUGGAAGAGGCGCGUGUGGACUCUAAGGGCUAGGAUGAUCGUCUUCGUCCAACAGCUACUCUAUUUCUGCACUUUGGAGGUCAUCGAGCCCAACUGGCAAUCUUUAAUGUCAAGACUUAAAGCCAAGGACGGAAGUUUGGAUGGGUCAGGGAAGCCUGACCGAACCGUGGACGAGUUGAUGCAGGAUCAUGUGGAUUUCCUAGACACCUGUCUGAAAGGUUGCAUGCUAACCAAUGGCAAGCUCAUUCGCAUCCACUCAAAAUUAAUGCAGACUUGUACUGUCUUUGCUGCUCACAUGAACUGGCUGUCCCGCGAGCUCGAGAAAUCUGACCCGGAUUUGAUCGGCCCCAUCAAACCACCCAACAUGACCGAUAAGGAAUGGAAAAGGUUCCAGACCAUGAAAUCUCAAAAGUCCCAUGCCGAUAAUGGGGCAAAUAGUACCCUUCAAGAUGAGGAGACGCGGAUUACCAACUUGUUUGAAAUCAUUAGGAAUUGGGAGAAGAACUUUAGUCGGCAUCUGCAAAUCCUCCUGGAUGCAUUGAACCACUACGCAGCAACCGAGACCGUGGUUCUUCUGAGUUUGUGCGCGAGACUGGCGACUGCUAAUCAGGGUACUGAGUUUGCGGGUCCUCGUAACACCGAGGAAGAAUUCGCUCCUUAGUAGGGAUCCCCGAAUCAGUCAGUUAUGGGAAUAAUAAUUCAUGGCAUGUGUCGACUUAAGCAGGGUGUUGUUGUUGUUUUUUCCGACUGAGGCUUAAGGCUUUUUGAGGUUUUAAAGCUUAGGUGUAUGAAAGGCGUUUUUAGGUGAUGAGAUGACAAAAACAAACUGUUGGCAUAGGGCAAAGAGAGAGAGAGAGAGGCACAGCCGUCAGUUACAGUUACGCAGUGCAAAGAGAUACCUUGAAGAAAUUACGAAUACUUUCUAGAAUUACGAGUUCCAAUAUGUUCUUCUGUCCGGUUUGGAAGUCCAUGCGUUUGCGUUUUUGGGGACCUCUUCUUGCUUAAUGUUGUAUUGAUGUAUCACCCUCCUCCACUUCAUAGCUAUGUGAUUAGUGUAGGCAGAUCUCGAGAGAGAGUUCUAGACCGUGUAGCUAAGGCAAUGACGGAAUGAUCAUCGUUGUCAACGCACUCACCGCUUCGGAGUCUACUCCGUUCUACGUAGUAAAGCAGAGCAAACCUUACAUAAUGUUUAAUGUCUUAUGAAUUGCUUUUUUAGUCACGCAGGGCAAU